AUGUCGCUCCGCAGCUCACGAGGCCGACGGUUCGAGUCCGCUCGGCCCCGAGGCUCCGGCUGCGCCUGCGCCUGCGCACGCCGCCCCGACGCCCACACGGCUUGGGCCGGGGAGGGCGGGGACCCGCGCUGGGCUAGCGGGCUGGGCGUACCCCAAGUUAGGAGGGGCGAGGGUUGGGCUUGCGGGUUGUCGGGCAGCCAGUGGGAGCGUGUCUCCUUAAUCUUUUUGAGGAGGGGGCCCGCAGGUGUGGUUGCGAGCGGUACCGGCAGCAGAGCAGGGCAAGACGGGGGAGUAGGAAUCGCGGGGGCUUGGGAUUUCCCCAGAGCCUCCUCCCCGGCUGGGGAGAUGCUCCAGUGCCUGCCUUUGGACGGCGAGGAAGGGGCAGACUUGGAAGAGCGGGAGGACAGUUCCCAAGAAGAUCCGAAAGAAAUCAUCACCCUGGCUUUCGUGAGCGAGAACACUGGGGUGCAAGAGGGGCUUCAGAAUGCCCAGCAGCAAGGCAAGAAGAAGAGGAAGAAAAAGAGAUGAUUGGUGAUCAAUCUCUCCACCUGCCGAUAUGAGAGCGUGCGUAGGGCCGCCCAGCGGUAUGGCCUUCAAGAGGGAGGGGAAGCCAAUGACUGGACUCUCUACUGGACGGACUACUCAGUGUCACUGGAGAGGGUGAUGGAGAUGAAAAGUUACCAGAAAAUCAAUCACUUCCCUGGGAUGAGUGAAAUCUGCCGCAAGGACUUGCUGGCCAGGAAUAUGAGCCGCAUGUUAAAGAUGUUCCCUAAGGAUUUCCACUUUUUCCCUAAGACCUGGUGUCUUCCUGCUGACUGGGGGGAUUUGCAGAACUACAGCAGGUCAAGAAAAAAUAAGACAUACAUUUGUAAGCCGGAUUCAGGCUGCCAAGGGAGAGGUAUAUUCAUCACCCGGACGGUGAAAGAUAUCAAGCCAGGAGAGGAUAUGAUCUGUCAACUCUAUAUUUCAAAGCCCUUUAUCAUUGACGGAUUCAAGUUCGACCUACGGAUUUAUGUGCUGAUGACCUCCUGUGACCCUCUGAGGAUUUUUGCAUACAAUGAAGGACUAGCACGCUUCGCCACCACCUCUUACUCCCACCCCAGCACAGACAACCUGGAUGAUAUCUGCAUGCACCUGACUAAUUAUUCCAUUAAUAAGCACAGUUCCAAUUUCAUUCGAGAUGCUCACACUGGAAGCAAGAGGAAGCUCUCCACCUUCAACAUGUACAUGGAAAACCACGGCUACAACAUGGAGCAGGUCUGGAGAGAUAUCGAGGAUGUCAUCAUCAAGACGAUCAUCUCCGCCCACCCCAUCAUCAAGCAUAACUACCACACCUGCUUCCCCAACCACACACUCAACAGUGCUUGCUUUGAAAUCCUGGGCUUUGAUAUUUUGCUGGACCACAAACUCAAGCCCUGGCUGCUGGAGGUUAACCACUCUCCAAGCUUCUCCACCGACUCCUGGCUGGAUAAAGAGGUGAAAGACAGUCUGCUAUAUGACACCUUGGUUCUGAUCAACCUGGGAAACUGUGACAAAAAGAAAGUCUUGGAGGAGGAGAGACAGCAGGGGCGAUUCCGGCAGCGAUGUCGUUCUUGGGAGACCAGGAUGGAGGAGGUCAAGGGUUUCCAGGCCGUGCAGUUGGAGAAAACUGAGAAGUACGAGAAGGAGAACCGUGGGGGGUUCCGCCUGAUUUAUCCUACUCUGAAUUUGGAGAAGUAUGACAAGUUUUUCCAGGACAACAACUCCCUCUUCCAGAAUACUGUUACCUCCAGGGCUCGGGAGGUGUAUGCCCGGCAGCUGAUCCAGGACCUAAGGCUGAAACAGGAGAAAAAGUCCUUCCAAACGAAGGAGAAGGUGGAGAUGCAGGGGGAGUCGGCCGGCGAGCAAGCGAGGGGCAAGAGCAUGAGGAGCUGCCGACAGAAACCACAGCAGAAACACCAGGCCGCCACCCUCACCUUCAAACAACGUCUCCAGCCAAUGGCAUUGGUAUCCUGCACACCUGACUUGCUCUUGAGUGUCAGAGAUGCAAAGACAAAUGAGACAGACAGCAUCCUCGACCAGGAGACCCCCACGAAAGGGGCCAGCCCUCCUCCCUGCAAGCCUAUAGCUGCAAGACGAUACACCUCUGUACCUGACCUGAGGCACUCAAGCCUUCUCAGCUGCCCGGGGCUGGGGCUCAGUCAACCCAUCCCCAGAAUCAAGGAGGUCAAGUCUGCCUCUGCAGUGAACAUAUUCACCAGCACUGGGAGCUUCUUAGGAAGUCUGAAGCCAAGCUGGACUGCGCCACAGAAUGAGACGACGAAGCAGCCUCUGAUGCCAGAGCUGUUCACCAAGGUUCCACUGAGGGAGAAGCUCGCCCUGUUCCCAGCUUACUGCAACCCAAAGCUGGGGCCAAAUCACAAGUCACAAACCCACUGCCUGCCCUGGGAGUGCUACUGCAGCAGCCGAAGCUCCAGCGAGAAGAGGCAGCUGCGUCUGUCUUCCGUCCUGCUCCUGCCCGGUCCUCCCAGCCGCGACGUGUCUCCCAGUGAUCUGCUGGUGGUUGCCACCCCGGCCCGACUGGAUCCGAGGCCCCGCAGGAGCCACAGUGGCGCCGCGAGAGACCCGAGUCAGGAAGCGUAUAGCCGCAGCCUGAUCUCUGGCCCAAAAGGAUAUGAGAGGGACUAGAAUCAGACUGGAUCCCUGCCAUUUUCCCCCCUUUCCACCUCUUACUCCCAGGAAAUGAUUUAUCAUUUCUUAAAGUGUCUACAAUGUCCGUAGAGUCAACUGAAAGUUUUAUUUCCUCAUCUAGAUAUCGUGGUCUUAUAACUACCUCCCAUUAACACCACUGGGCCAACAGCCUUGUCUUUUGUGCCCUCCCAGUUAGCUUACAGUGCUGUAGGACCAUGACUUCUGAGACGUAUUGGUGCUGCCCCAGGACACACCCCAGUUGCCCCACCAGUGGCAUUCCUAUGGAUCCCUCAGAUGGCACUAUCAUCCAGAACACUCCCCCCAGAGAAAGCAAUGUGAAGGGAGGAGUGUUUCAGAGAAGGACUCAAAGUUUCCAGGAAUCCAAAGCCCUCAGUCUACCAACAGGUCUGUGUCAGUUGGUUUUGAACCCCAAAGAGAAAAGACAGAGAAAGGGCAAGGCAUGGUGGAGGAUUCUGAGCCCUGAGUAAGGGAAUUGGGGCAGGUAUAACUUUACCACAUACAGAUCAGACCUCCUCCCACCUGAGCCACCUCAGUGCCCAACACCUUCCUGCUACCUCCCCCCUUACCAGUCCACAUCCACAUCAAUCCUGCUGAUGAAGAAGUGAGGCGAGAGUACCCAGCCUGCAGGUGUUUCUUCCACCAACCUGCAGAAAUGAUGCAUCUUCCCCUGAAGUGUACAUUAAAAUAAAUUGCCAUGCUCAAUG
Messenger RNA from Callorhinus ursinus (northern fur seal), 3395 nucleotides. RefSeq names its product tubulin tyrosine ligase like 6 (gene TTLL6). Gene Ontology annotation, molecular function: tubulin binding; tubulin-glutamic acid ligase activity. NCBI's taxonomy places the organism in Eukaryota, Metazoa, Chordata, Mammalia, Carnivora, Otariidae. The record is from RefSeq and is a predicted model, not a curated record. Gene Ontology annotation, biological process: microtubule cytoskeleton organization; protein polyglutamylation. Gene Ontology annotation, cellular component: ciliary basal body.